AUGAUUAGUUGGACAACUAAGAAAACAAAUAGCAAGGAUGAUCAUGAUGCAGUACCGAUGAGAUCUAGUUCCUCUUCUUCUUCUCUUUUUAGAAAAUGGUGUAUGUUGAAGAAUAAUUUGAAGAGAAACAGUAAGACUCCUAGGAGAUUUUAUGAUGGAGAUGGUAUCGGUAAGAGAUUUUAUAAAUUUCAAAAAAUACGAUUAAAUAGAAGUGUGUUAAAUGUUGGCAAAGACGAUUUCUCAACAGAAAAUGCCAUAAUAAGACAAGAAAAUACUGAUAAUAUGAAUGUAGUAGAGUAUGAUUACAAUAAUGAUGGUGGUAGCAUUAUCAACAACAACAGCAACAAUAACAGCAAUAAUAAUAAUAAUUAUAAUAAUAAUAGUUGGAUAAAUGCAUGCAGAUAUGUUUAUUUGGAUUGUUAUUAUUAUUCCAAAGAAAAUUGGUUUAGAUCGAUUGUUAUGUUGAUUGUAAUCACAGUUAUAUCGAACUAUUUCAUACAAAAUUUAAUUAAACUAUUCGAGCAAUUAAGAAUCACUAUCGUAUCUUUCUAUAAGUGGAAAAUCCUAUCCUCUUUCAUUAUUCCCUAUAGUAACGAUAAUAACAGUAAUAGUAAUAUUAUUAGUGGCAGUGGUGUUAGUGGUGUUAGUAAUAUUGUUAUGAACAUUAUCUCAUGGAUAAAUUUUAUUAAAAAUAUAUUUUCAUUGGCAUAA
Molecule: messenger RNA, 711 nt
Organism: Arxiozyma heterogenica
Lineage: Eukaryota; Fungi; Ascomycota; Saccharomycetes; Saccharomycetales; Saccharomycetaceae
Exons: 1
Coding region: 1-711 (236 amino acids)
Source: RefSeq, a predicted model, not a curated record